Molecule: messenger RNA, 2040 nt
Organism: Aspergillus ochraceoroseus IBT 24754
Lineage: Eukaryota; Fungi; Ascomycota; Eurotiomycetes; Eurotiales; Aspergillaceae
Exons: 4
Coding region: 1-2040 (679 amino acids)
Biological process (GO): maturation of SSU-rRNA from tricistronic rRNA transcript (SSU-rRNA, 5.8S rRNA, LSU-rRNA)
Cellular component (GO): small-subunit processome; nucleolus
Molecular function (GO): U3 snoRNA binding; rRNA binding
Source: RefSeq, a predicted model, not a curated record
AUGCUGGAUGAAGGCGCGGUUGAUGAAGCAUCCUCCGACAGCGACGAAGACGACCAACAAUCCGAACGGCCAUAUAAUGAAUUGCUUCAAUUACUCCAGGCUAAAACAGAUAAAAACGGGCCUGCUCGUAAGAAAAGGAAAACUACUCAUCAGCACGAGAAGGGAAGCGAGCAGGCUCGGAGUAAUGGCAUUGAAGCGAUUGAAGACAGGGAAGCAGACGAAGAGGAAUCGCUCGAUGACGAUUUGGAGCAGCAGGAACCCUCGGACGAAGAAGAUGGAGGUGAAUCGGGAGAUGUUGCCGACAUUCAGGAAGACAGCGGUGAUGAAGAGAAUGAAAACGACCCAUUCGAGAUGCAUUUCUCCACUCCAGAGGAGAACCAAUUGUCCCAAAAGAUCAAGGCUGCAGGGGAAAAUAAAUGGAAGACAACUAGAAGGGAGCUUCCCACCGGGCUGAAACUUCUUCGUUCGAUCCCGGAGCUUGGCCAAACGGACGACGUACCUCUUCUGUCCGCAAUGAAAAGCAUGGCCCAUGUGAAGCUGAAGAAGAAACUCCAGUCGCCCGUGGCGGAGCAUAUCGGAGAGGUCAAUGGAAAUAUUCAACAGGUGGCUCCGUACAUCUUCGACUACCAAGAUGUUUUAUAUGGAUGCAGGACGGCAUCCGAAUCGGGCCAGAUGCGCGACCUGCUUGCCGUCCACGCAGCGAACCACGUACUAAAGACACGGGACCGAGUGCUCAAGAAUAAUACUCGGCUGGCUAAAGAGCAGGAUGCGGACCUCGACCUUCGGGAUCAAGGCUUUACACGACCAAAGGUACUUUACCUCCUGCCGACGAAGCAAGCUUGCGUCCGGGCAGUGAAUUCGAUUACUCGGUUCUUCCAGCCCGAACAACAAGAAAACAGGAAGCGGUUCUUGGAUACGUUCUCUGCGACCGACGACAAAUCCUGGGAGAGCAAGACCGAGGAUUUCCGCGAACUCUUUGGUGGAAAUGACGAUGAUAUGUUCCGACUGGGCCUCAAGUUUACGCGGAAAACCGUCAAGUUUUUCGCGCAGUUUUACACCUCGGACUUGAUUCUCGCCAGUCCCCUCGGCCUACGUACGAUUAUGGAUCAAGCAGAUGCCAAAAAACGGGAUCACGAUUUCCUAUCCUCGAUUGAAGUCGUGAUAGUGGACCAUGCCGAUGCACUCCUCAUGCAAAAUUGGGAGCACGUCAGUUAUAUCCUGCAGCACCUUAAUCUCCAACCCAAAGAAGCACACGGCUGCGACUUCAGCCGGGUCCGAAACUGGUACCUCGACAACCAUGCACAAUACGUGCGACAGUUGAUCUUGUUGUCCUCAUUUGUCACGCCCGAAAUCAACUCGGUGUUUUCAACGCACAUGCACAACGUCUCCGGGAAGGUCAAAAUAACCCCAGUGUACAACGGAGCAAUCUCCGAAGUCCCAUUGCCCGUGUCCGUCAAGCAGACAUUCUCCCGCUUCGACUGCGUUUCCCCAGCGAAGGACCCGGAUGCGCGCUUCAAGCACUUCACAACCACAGUCCUGUCAUCCCUGGUCCGCACCAUCACAUCCAGCCACGGAAAGGGCAGCAGCUCCGCGGCAGGCACGCUGAUUUUGAUCCCCUCCUACCUCGACUUUGUCCGGAUUCGGAACUACUUCGCCACCUCGAUGCAAACCACCAACGUCUCCUUCAGCGCGAUCUCGGAAUACACGGACCCGCGAGACGUCAGUCGUGCGCGCUCGCAUUUCAUGAACGGCCGACAUUCUGUGCUCCUGUACACGGAGCGCCUGCACCACUUCCGCCGCUUUCAAAUCCGCGGUGUCAAGCGAAUCAUCCUGUACGGGGUCCCCGAGAACCCCGUGUUCUGGGGUGAGAUUGUGGGCUUUCUAGGUCUGGAUGCGGCGAGUGUCGUUGAAGCCGCAGAGGGAGGGGUGCGAGCGUUGUUUUCCAAGUGGGAUGCGUUGAAGCUCGAACGGAUUGUCGGGACGCAGAGAGUUGGGAAUAUGAUGAGGGAGAAGGGGGGGGAUACGUUUACAUUUAUGUAG